AUGCUUGUUCUCUUUCUGCUGAGCACAAUCUUUCUGCUCUGCCCAUAUUGGGGUGAACUUCAUGACCGUGUAGAAGCGACUGAAAUAAUGUGUUAUAAAUGUAAAAAAUAUCAUCUCGGGUUAUGCUAUGAUGUCAUGUCAUCCUGCUCCCUGAAGCCUAAACAGUCCUGUGCAGUUGAGAACUUUUACGUCCUUACAGUUACAGGGCAGAGCCUGUAUCAUUAUUCAAAACUGUCGUGUAUGACCAACUGUGAGGACAUCAACUUCUUGGGGUUCUCGAAGAGGGCAGAGCUCAUCUGUUGUAAUCAUAGUAACUACUGCAACCUCCCUGAGGGAGUUUAGCUCUGUGUAUCUCCUGGAUUUGGGGUUCUUUUUCAACCACUACCCUUUUUUUCCUCUUCCCUGAACCUGAAUUUUGCUCUCUUCUUCUAUGCAAUGGUAGAGAGUGAGAAAGCCAGC
This is a messenger RNA of Mandrillus leucophaeus (drill), 459 nucleotides long. RefSeq names its product prostate and testis expressed 2 (gene PATE2). The transcript has 4 exons. Bases 1 to 342 code for a protein of 113 amino acids. The record is from RefSeq and is a predicted model, not a curated record. NCBI's taxonomy places the organism in Eukaryota, Metazoa, Chordata, Mammalia, Primates, Cercopithecidae.